AUGUUUCUGAUACUACUGUUGUGUUUGUUGGUACCGUUGAGUUUGGCUUCUGGCAUUGAUUGUAGCCGUGUGCCUCCAUCACUAUGGUGUCUGAAUCCUGAACUGUCAAAAGAAUGUAACGUUGAAGAACAGUGUAAGAGCUAUCUCUCCAAGAGCAAAGGCCAGAAGGUACAAUUGACUCUACUGUUUGAGGCAUUGUGUCCCGACUGCGAAGAGUUUAUUACUGGCACAUUUUACCACGAUAUCUACCUUAAACAUGGUGAUAAGAUAGAUAUUGAGCUAGUGCCUUAUGGAAACGCGAGAAUUGACGAGGUUAGUAUAUAAAUGCUUGAUCUUCUGAUAUUUUUAAUAAUGAUUGUUAGGUAAUAUUUUUUAUUUAAAUUAAGGUUUAAUUCAGCUAAUUUUAGCAAGGAAAUGUUGUUUGCCAGCACGGUAAGGAUGAAUGCAGAGGUAACAAGUACGAAGCAUGUGUCAUCCAUUACAUGCCAGAACCUCUACCUUUCAUUAGAUGCAUCGAACUACAACUACCUAAAGUUGACAUUGAAAAGGCUGUCCAGAAAUGCUACAACACUUUCAAGACUGCUGCCCACGUUGUCGAUCAAGUAACGUAAGUCAUCGUUCAAAAGCUGUUAUGAUUAUUAUGUUUUAAACUUAAAACUAUGAAGUGGCUUGUGUUUUUACUACUUGUAUACUAUUACUAGUGGAAUGUGUUCCAUUUUCAGACACUGUUUCAACGGUAAAGUUGGUGACAAACUGAUCCAAGCCCACGCCGAGCGCACCAAGAAUAUCUUCCCGGAGAAACAUACUGGUGUUCCAUGGGUACUGUUCAACAAUGUCAGUCUAAAUAGUGCUCAAAAAUUUGCCUACACUUUUGACUACGCCAUUGACGAUUGGUACGUUGGACAGAACGCUGAAUCUCUUUGGAAUUCCGAUCUAUCUCAAAUUAAAAUGUGCCGUAACAACAACUACAACUUAUAA
Messenger RNA from Bursaphelenchus okinawaensis, 978 nucleotides. NCBI's taxonomy places the organism in Eukaryota, Metazoa, Nematoda, Chromadorea, Rhabditida, Aphelenchoididae. The record is from the annotation of a GenBank genome assembly.